Messenger RNA from Ananas comosus (pineapple), 447 nucleotides. RefSeq lists its product as uncharacterized. The coding region runs from base 1 to 447 and encodes 148 amino acids. NCBI's taxonomy places the organism in Eukaryota, Viridiplantae, Streptophyta, Magnoliopsida, Poales, Bromeliaceae. The transcript has a single exon. The record is from RefSeq and is a predicted model, not a curated record.
AUGGGCUGCGGCACAACACGCAGCCCAUCCUGCCCGGUCUGCGCACACUUGCCCACGCGGCUCGCGCAUGGCUUGAGCGCGGCCCGGGCGGCCCGCGAGGCCAACCAUCGUGCGCGGCUCGCGCAGCCUUCGCGUGGCUCGUGCGGACGGCCCGCGCGCGCGCGGCCCGCGAGCGCGCGGCCCUCGAAGCCUGCGUGCAGCUCGCGCGGCACGCUGCCUGCGCGGCCCGCGUGGCCCGCGGCCUGCACGCGGCCCACGUGGCCUGCGCGCGGCUUGCAUGCGGCCCGCAAGACCUGCACGGCCGGCGUGGCCCGCGGCCUGCACGCGGCCCGCGCGGCCUACACGCGGUCAGGAUGCGGCCCGCAAGGCCUGUGCGACCAGCACGCGGCCCGCGGCCCGCGCGCGGCUAGCGUGCUGCCUGCAAGGCCCGCGCGGCCCGUGGCCUGA